This is a messenger RNA of Galeopterus variegatus (Sunda flying lemur), 2380 nucleotides long. RefSeq names its product dystrobrevin alpha-like. The transcript has 7 exons. NCBI's taxonomy places the organism in Eukaryota, Metazoa, Chordata, Mammalia, Dermoptera, Cynocephalidae. Bases 626 to 1294 code for a protein of 222 amino acids. Gene Ontology annotation, cellular component: synapse; plasma membrane. The record is from RefSeq and is a predicted model, not a curated record. Gene Ontology annotation, biological process: synaptic signaling.
UUGACAUUAGUAAAUAGAGUAUUUCUCAUAAUGGAUCUAAAAUGUUAAGAAUUUUCUUUAGUGAUGAGACUCUAUUCAUUAGUUAUGCAUUAUUAUGACACAAGAAAUAUGAAUAUGUCCGUAAGGCUCAAAGGUAUAUUUCUCUUUCUCUGAAAGUUUUCUUUGUAGCUUCACAGCUAAGAUCAGGUGACUUGUGCUUGGAGCAGUGAAGCAGCAAUCUCUAACUAGGUAAUUAUGACAGCAAUCUCUAGGUAAUUUUCAAGUCUAUUCAACACAGACAGUUGGAAAAUUUAGGGAAGGCUAGCAAAGUAAACUUCUUGAGUGGGAUCUAAAGACUGGUAGGACUUAGUGCACUAUUGGACUGUUUACAUCAUAGCCCAUAAUAGAUGUUGAAAGAAUUUCCAUUAUGUCUACUCAUAUGCAAUAUGUUAAGGGAAUGGCAGAGGUCAAAUCUGGGAUCAUGGCAGCUUGUAGAAUUGUAGUUAUGGUUCUCAGGCCAGGUUUCUAUGCCUAGAACUCUGUGAAAAUCUAAAAACAUCUUGAACAUUUCAAAAUAAUCAGAGAUCUGUCCAAAUGGAGCUUGGAUCUAGACUUGGGAGCUUCUGUUGCCAGUUUCUGUUCUUGAAUGCAUUGCUGUGUUUACGCUCUUCUUGGCUUUCCCAUCCUAUUAACUAGCUCUCCUCCCAAGGACAGUGAAGCAGAGCAGAACAAACUGCUGGCUAGGGCUGCUCCAGCUUUUCUGAAGGGCAAAGGGAUACAAUACAGCCUGAAUGUGGCAGACAGGCUGGCUGAUGAACAUGUUCUCAUCGGGUUGUAUGUCAACAUGCUCCGGAACAACCCAUCAUGUAUGCUUGAGAGUUCAAACCGGCUUGACGAAGAACACAGGUUGAUCGCCAGGUAUGCAGCAAGACUGGCAGCAGAGUCCUCCUCGUCUCAGCCAGCUCAGCAAAGAAGUGCUCCUGACAUCUCCUUCACCAUUGAUGCAAAUAAGCAACAAAGGCAGCUCAUUGCAGAACUAGAGAACAAGAACAGAGAAAUCUUACAGGAGAUCCAGAGACUGAGGCUAGAGCAUGAACAAGCUUCUCAGCCCACGCCAGAGAAGGCGCAGCAGAACCCCACCCUGCUGGCAGAACUCCGGCUCCUCAGACAGCGCAAGGAUGAGCUGGAACAGAGAAUGUCUGCUCUCCAGGAGAGCCGGAGAGAGCUAAUGGUCCAGUUAGAAGGUCUCAUGAAGCUACUAAAGGAAGAAGAGCUGAAGCAGGGAGUAAGUUAUGUCCCCUACUGCAGGUCUUAACUAACAAUGGAGGGGCCUGCCAUCCUGCUGUUUUUCUCAUUGCUUUUGCCUCUAAUGUAUGUUCAUGCUUCAGUUUGGAAAGAGAAAAGAAAAUCAUACUAAUUUGCUUCCUUUUCAAUGUAGUGCUUGAAUUGAAAUAUAUAAACUUCAGCAUUCUUUAUAACUAUCACUGUUGUCGGCAUCAAAAGGAGAGCUGUUACAUCUUUUAGAAGAGGGAACGAAUUGUAAUUUGUUAAAAACUAUUCAGAUCCCCAGGGAUAUAAGUUUCAAAGCAUUCUUAUGCUUUCAGAGGUUGCUGAUCACACCCUUCUGUUAAUAGAAAGACACCCCCACAGUCACGAGAGCUACACCAAGAUUCACGUUAUUGCAAAGCCCACGGCACACAGAAGCUAACCUCUACCUCCUCUCCUGUCAUGAACAUGCAUUUCAGUUUCCAUUUUACUGAAAAGGUGUGGAACCCUUUUUUAAAAAUAAAAAUCAGGCAAUUAAAUCUCUUCCCAUCACAUAACUGUGAAGUCCUGUCCUCCACUGCCCACCAAACUGUGCUCAGUCUUGUGAGAGAAAGAUUGUACUCAGUAACUGUUUACUUCCCAUCUUUCUGGUUCUUCCCCAAAGCAGAAUACCUACUGUUGAUUGACAAUAAUCUUAAAGGACAGGUCACUUUCAGUCUUUCUUUUUAUCACCAAGAACCUUUCUGCUCUGGGAGUUCACCAAGUCAUCACAUACAUUUUUUUUUUUCUGGAAAUAGGGACAUUGUGACUAUCUAAACACAGCGUAAACUGGAGUCAUGUCUGACUAAUUUCAAGUGCACGUACCAAGCUGUGUAUGACAGUGUACUGCACUCACUAGAGUUAUUAAAAAGUUUCCAUUGAUCAGUUAGAAACAGCCUGUCCAAUUUCAGCGUAUCUUUUAAUUCUUCUGUAUGCUCUUUUCUAUUAUUCAUUGUGUGUGUUUGUGUGUAACAAAAAAUGUUUGCAAAAUGCUGGACACAUUUUUACCCUUCAUUCCCACGGUCUGUAAAAAAGGAAAGUGUAAAACCAAUCUGUAAUGUCAGACAAUAAAGACAAUGUAUUACAUUAUUUUGUA